CGCCAACCACAAACGUCAACAAAGGGACGACGAUAAACAAAGGACGGAUAAAAAUCUUCGACUCGAAAAAUGUCAAAAAUGUCAUAAAUGUCAUAGAUUCUCGCCACAAAUAACGUCUUCGCGAGGUUACGAAGCGACGAAGAAGACAUGAAGGAUGGCGUCAACACGGAAACCUGUUGGAAUAAAUUUCGACAAAAUGCUACUGAGCUUAAAAGAUGACAUACACGGCAUGGUCGAGGAUUAUGAGGAGACGAACCUGCCCAUCAGCGACGACAGCGAGCGGUUGAGGACGUUCUGCGAGAGACUGGAGUUUUUGCUCAAGUUUGGGCUUAAAGAACGCAGCCUGGUCCUGGGGGGGCGCAAGGACCUGUGGCCGUACCUGUGCCGCUGCCUGGAGGGUCGGCGGAACAUCCAAGAGGGAAUAGCGCUCGUCAAGGCCAACAAAGAGCUCAAGACCAACACGGGCCGCCACAGGUACUUUCUCCGCUAUUGUCUGUUGCAACGUUGCCUGGCGGACGUCCUGCAACAGUGCAUCGCGGACGGGGUCACGACCUUGCAGUUCUACGACGCCGGGUCACUGCUGCUGCGACCGCACUUUGCGAACGACCUGGUGACCUGCCUCUAUGCCCUCUCUGACCUGACCUUUGACCUGGCUUCCUCGGGGGGGCACCACGACCUGGACGUCUGCUGGCCGGCUUAUGCCAGAGUGGGCGGGGCUUCCCCCUGGUCCCGCCCUCCCAGCCGGACUUGGUCGAUGUCCUCCCUCUGUUCCUCGUCGUCGAUGGCGGGUUCGUUGGCGCCCGUAGGAGACGUGACGUCACCCGAUUCUUCCGUGACGUCACCGUCCUCGCCCGUAAAAUCGCCCGACUCUUCCGUGACGUCACCGUCCUCGCCCGUGACGUCAUCGUUGUCAUUCGCAAACGAUGACGUCGCGGUCUCCGGCGUCGGCGCUGGGAAGGGCGACAUUGUUACGUUAUUGAGGGAGAAAUUGGCCCUUAUGGAGAGCGACAACCUGUACCUGAGGCAAAGGCUGCUGGGGGCUGAAUCUCCCUUAAGGCGGAGGGAAGGAGACGGAAGAGGAGAAAGGGAAGACGAACCGAUAAAGGAAGGAGGAGAGAGAGAGGAAGAGAGAGAAAAAGAGAGAGAGGAAGAGAGAAAGGAAAAGAGAGAAAAAGAGAGAGAGGAAGAGAGAGAGGAAGGAUGUCAGCAAUGUAAAAUACUGUUGUCCGAAAGGGAAAUGUUGGCAGACCAGGUCGCGCAGUUGGAAACGCAGUUGGAAAAGCUGGCGAGAGAUGGAAGAGGGAAGAGUGAAGGUAGAGAGGAGGAGAAGAAGGAGGAGGAAGAGAAAGAAGGGGAGAAGAGAGAAGAGCGGAAGGAAAGGAGAGAAGGAAGAGAGGAGGAGAAGAAGAAGAAGGAAGAGAAUGAAGGGGAGAAGAGAGAAGAGCGGAAGGAAAGGAGAGAAGGAAGAGAGGAGGAGAAGAAGGAGGAAAAGAAAGAAGGGGAGAAGAGAGGAGAGUCGAAGAAAGGGAAAGAGGAAGUGAAAGAAGAGAAAGAGAAUGAAAAUCAAGAAGAAGAGAAGGAGAAGAAGUGGACGCAGGUCACAAGAGCGGAAGAGAGGGAGGUCACAAGAGCGGAGGAAGGGAAACAGAAGCAGGCGAAUCUCGGGUCAAGUGACUCGAGCGACUCAGGUCAUUCGCUUGAACUCAAAAUCGUCGAGGCGGAGGGGAGACUCAAGAAAAACGAGGCGCUGCUGACUCGGAGAGAGAUGGAGCACUCGACUCUGAGGGAAGAGUUUGAGUCGCUUCGAGAGAAAUACGAGGAGAGGGAGAGAGCGUUGAGGAUUGCGGAGGAGAGGGUGGGGCAGUUGGAAAAUAGUGAGAAAACGUCACAAAAUAAACUGCAUUUGGCAACUGAACUGGCAGAUAGACUCAAAAACGCACAUGAGGAAUUGAACGCAGAACAUAGCCGCUUGAAGAAUGAGGUAAUGAGCAUAGAAGAAGAAAUGAAGGAAUUGAGAAGAGAACUGGAGAGGAAUAAGGCAGAGAGAGAAGAAGAACAGGAGGCAAUGCGACAGAAAGCCAACGCUCUCGAAGAAGCCGCGUCUCGCAUCUCGAGCCUCGAGGACGACCGGAGGAGGCUGGAGGAGGAGCUUGAGAUGAAGAAAAAGGAAGACGAGGAGAGGAGAGAGAGGGAGGAGAGGGAGGAGAGGGAGAGGGAGAGGAGAGAAGAAGAGGAGAGGGAGAGAGGCAGGAUGGAGGAGGAGGAGAGAAAACGGAAGGAACGAACAGAAAACGAGAAAGCGGAUCUGCUGGAAGAAAAUGGGAGUCUGAGAGAGAGAAUUAUACAGUUACUAAGGGAGAAGGACAGCCUGUGGCACUCGAACCAGCGCCUGGAGGAGGUGGCGACGUGGCAGAGGAGGACGUCCAUGGCAGGGGGGGCAGGGGGGAGGGGGAGGAAGGCCGAGUGGCAGAGGGACGCGACGGCCAGCGAGUGCGCGACGUGCGGGGCCGCCUUCACCCUGAUCAGGAGGAGGCACCACUGCCGGCACUGCGGGAGGAUCUUCUGCUCGGGAUGCGUCGACAACUGGAUCCUGACGGAGGCCGAGAGCCGGCGCGUGCGUGUGUGCGACGAGUGUUUCUCUGUCCAGGCCGAGCUGGCUUCCAUCGUGGAUUCGCUUCCCUCGCAGUGGACGAGCAGGACGGAGGGAGAGGCAGAUGAUACAGACAAGAACAAGACAAAGAAUAAAGAUGAAGAAGAAGGAGAAGGAGAAGAAGGAAGAGGAGGAGGAGGAGGAGAAGGAGAAGGAGGAGGAGAAAGAAGAGAAGGAGAAAGAGGAGAAAGAAGAGGAGGAGGAGGAGGAGGAGAAGGAGGAGGAGGAGGAGAAAGAAGAGAAGGAGAAAGAGGAGAAAGAAGAGGAGGAGGAGGAGGAGGAGAAGAAGAGGAGAGCGACGAGGAUUUUGCCUUCAUAUCGGAGGAGGAAGUCCAGAGCUCGCGCAGGCUCGGCUCGAGUCCAGGCAGCAGCGGCAGCAGCGACAGCGACUCUCCGCAGUACGGAUCCGAGCCGAUCUGUACCUCAAGUGCCUUGCUCUCGGCGGAGGGGCUGAGGGAGAGGCCUCUGGCGGACUCUGAGGUUUGGGUGAAAGCAGGCUACAGGUAUCUUAUUCCGGUGAAGCUUCCGUCCGGCGUCAUCCUUCAGUGGUGCUUCACAUCCGAGCCUAAGAAUGUGUCUUUCGCCGUCCUGCACCAGCCUGAGGAGAGAGAGGAGAGAGAGAGCGCGCAAGAGGACGGGGGGAGUUCCCUUGAGACUUUCCCCUCCUCCUCCACCACCACCCCCCCCUUCCCUACUGCUGCUGCCACCUCCUCCUCGACCCUCUCCCCCCCCCGCGUCCUCAUCCCCACUACCCGUGUGGCCUCAGCACAGGGAUCUGCUAUCAAGGGGAGACUCAGCGCCAAGCAGCCGGGAAUCUACACGUUCCUCUUCGAUAAUUCGUUCGCCAGGUACACGGCAAAGAAAGUCAUGUUUUCACUUGCAAUUGAAGUGAAGGAGGAAGCAGAGGGCAAUGAAGAGGAAAUUCUGGAUGAGUAAAGAGAGAAAAGAGAGAAGACAAGAGAAAGAAGAGAGAAGGGAGAAGAGAGAGAAAGACAAGAAAGAAGAGAGGAGAGAGAGAAGAGAGAAUGAGAAGAGGGAAGAGAGAAUGAGAAGAGGGAAGAGAGAAUGAGAGAGAGAGAGAGAAUGAAAGAAAAGAGAAGAGAGAGAAGAGAGAAGAGACAAGAAAGAAGAGAGGAGAGAGAAGAGAGAAAAGAAAGAAGAGAGAGAGAAGAGAGAAAGAAGAGAGAAGAGAGAAAAGAAAGAAGAGAGAGAGAAGAGAGAAGAGAGAAAGAAGAGAGAAGAGAGAAAAGAAAGAAGAGAGAGAGAAGAGAGA
Molecule: messenger RNA, 3923 nt
Organism: Penaeus indicus
Lineage: Eukaryota; Metazoa; Arthropoda; Malacostraca; Decapoda; Penaeidae
Product: FYVE and coiled-coil domain-containing protein 1-like
Exons: 19
Coding region: 155-3586 (1143 amino acids)
Biological process (GO): positive regulation of autophagosome maturation; plus-end-directed vesicle transport along microtubule
Cellular component (GO): late endosome; autophagosome; lysosome
Molecular function (GO): metal ion binding
Source: RefSeq, a predicted model, not a curated record